Messenger RNA from Phyllopteryx taeniolatus (common seadragon), 8435 nucleotides. It is a transcript of the gene polq, whose product is annotated as polymerase (DNA directed), theta. Gene Ontology annotation, biological process: double-strand break repair via alternative nonhomologous end joining; DNA-templated DNA replication. The coding region runs from base 389 to 8047 and encodes 2552 amino acids. The record is from RefSeq and is a predicted model, not a curated record. The transcript is spliced from 37 exons. NCBI's taxonomy places the organism in Eukaryota, Metazoa, Chordata, Actinopteri, Syngnathiformes, Syngnathidae. Gene Ontology annotation, molecular function: DNA-directed DNA polymerase activity; ATP binding; DNA binding.
UGGAACACCGAGAGCCAUAGAUAUGAGUAGGUGGAGACACCAGCGAAAUGUAGCCACCCGAUGAAAAGACGUGCUUACGUGGCGGCCAUGUCAGAAUGGUCGACUUCCCCCUGAAAAGCACAAUGUUCCGGGAUCCUCGGUCUUUUGGCUUUCUUGCCGUCCACACACUAUGGGAUGCGCGGACGACUUUGACCUUCCUAGCUCAGCGUCGCCGUCGGCACGGAACUCCGACUGGGCGUGUCCUACCGACAAAACAGAUCUGUGGGCGGAACUUUUGAUUUCGUCGUUAGGCGCAAGCAGCAUCUCCAAACCGCUGACUGGAAACAAAGCGAUGUCAUGUUAAGUGAGGGCAACGUGCACAGAACACGCGUGUCAACAGCAGCACAAUAUGAGUGCUCCUGGUCUGCCUCUGAAAAGGAAAUGCUACAUGGGGCAGCACAAGAUCAAGAAGAAAAAGUGUGAUGAGCCAACUGACAGUGAGACGUUGCCAAGGACAACCCAUUACCUGGCAGACGCAGACGCCGGCACGACGGGUGUUGCGCUAGGAGAGUGGAGUCUUGAGGAAGACGCCCCGCGUGUGGACCCUGCAUCCGCGCAGAAGAAGGCGCACGGCAUCCAGGAAAGUCGCAGGACGGCACGGAGGGGCGCCGAGUGCCGAGACCUCGCUCAGCGGCUCCUCUUCAGCAACGACGACGACGACGACGAUUCAGCUUCGGCAGUCAUCAGCAAAGAAGCAAUCAGGGAGCAAAAGGCAGAAACGGCCACUUUUCGGCAGAAGUUUUCCUGUAACAAGGAGAAAAACGGAGAUGGCAAUGCGAAUGCAGCUGCUUGUCACGAUGUUUCCGGGGACUACAUUUUGUUCAGCGGCACGCGCACGGCCACCGCCGCCGCCGCGAAGCGGUCCGAACGCCAGCCGUCGCCGCAACAUCAUUCCGCCUCCGUGCUGACGGUUCCCAGCGGCUCCGAGCCCUGUACGCUCAGUGACAGCUUACGUCAGCCGGGCUCGGCUUUGUGCGCCCCCGACGACGCGCAAUCGGACAAGCUGUUGUUAUCCAGUUGGGGUUUACCCGCCGCGGUCCUGGCGCGUUACCACCAACUCGGACUCACCCGCAUGUUUGACUGGCAGGCUCAGUGCCUCAGCCUUGGGCAGGUCCUGCAGGGAGGUAACCUGGUCUACUCUGCUCCGACUAGCGCUGGAAAGACUCUGGUGUCUGAGUUGCUGAUGCUGAAGCGCGUGUUGGAGACUAAAAGAAAAGCGCUCUUGAUUUUGCCGUUUGUUUCUGUGGCCAAAGAGAAGAUGCACCACCUUCAGAGCGUGUUCGAAGAGGCUGGAGCGCGUGUGGACGGCUUCAUGGGAAGCACAUCAGCCGCCGGUGGUUUUGCCGCUGUGGAUGUGGCUGUUUGCACCAUAGAGAAAGCCAACUCUCUCAUCAACAGACUAAUAGAGGAAGGCAACAUGGCUUUACUCGGCAUAGUGGUGGUGGAUGAGUUGCACAUGGUCGGAGAUUCCGGAAGAGGAUAUCUGCUUGAACUUCUCUUGACCAAAAUCCGCUACGUUGCACAGAAGCGCAACACCACCGGGUCUCUUUCUGAGGGUGUGCAGAUCGUAGGUAUGAGUGCCACUUUGCCCAACUUGUCCCUCCUGGCCAACUGGCUCGGUGCAGAGCUUUACCAGACCGACUUCAGACCGGUGCCCUUGCAGGAGCAUCUGAAGGUGGGCUGCAGCAUCUACGACAAGAGCCUGUCUGUGGUUCGACAGUUUACGCCGGCGCUCCCGAUAAAGGGUGAUGACGAGCACGUCGUCAGUUUGUGUUACGAGACGGUGCGGGAAGGCCAUUCCGUCUUGCUGUUCUGCCCCUCCAAGAACUGGUGCGAGAAACUGGCCGACAGCAUUGCCAGAGAGUUCUACAACCUCAGACAUGCCGAACGUGAGGGUGACUCAGAACCCCAAGCGGUGUGCUUGGAUCAGGAAGGACGAGUGGACGUCGUAGCCCAGUUGAGUCGGACUCCAGCGGGUUUGGAUCCCGUUCUGCAGCGCGCCGUGCCGUGGGGGGUGGCCUUCCACCAUGCCGGUCUGACGUUUGACGAACGUGACGUGUUGGAGGGAGCCUUCCGUCAGGGCACGGUCAGGGUCUUGUGCGCCACCUCCACCCUCUCGUCGGGGGUCAAUCUCCCUGCCCGCAGGGUCAUCAUUCGAACCCCGACCUUCAACGGUCACCUGCUGGACCCGCUCACGUACAAACAGAUGGCUGGACGAGCGGGAAGGAAAGGAGUGGACACCGCAGGUGAGAGCGUGCUGGUGUGCAAGGAGGCGGAGCGGCAAAAAGGUAUUAGCCUCCUCACGGGCGAGCUUCGGCCAAUCGGCAGCUGCUUGGUGAGACGGGAAGGCGAAGGCGUCACCGCCAGCAUGCUGCGAGCCAUUCUGGAGAUCAUUGCGGGAGGAGUAGCCAGCACGCCGCAGGAUGUGCGCUUGUACGCCUCGUGUUCGCUUUUGGCUGCCGGCACCAAAUGGGACAGCAAAGACGAGUCUACGGAAGAGCGCAACGAGGGGGCAAUCGAGGCCUGCGUUGAAUGGCUGAUGGACAACGAAUUUAUCAGUGUCCAAAAAGACGGACAAGAGGAGCAAUACUGUCCCACCCAACUCGGUGCCGCCACUCUGUCGUCCUCCCUCUCUCCUCCCGAGGCACUGGGAAUAUUUGCAGAUCUGCAGCGGGCUAUGAAGGCCUUUGUGCUGGAAAACGACCUGCACCUUCUCUAUCUGAUCACGCCAUUGUAUGCAGAGUGGACUACAAUCGACUGGUAUCGGUUCUUCUGCCUGUGGGAGCAGCUGUCGUCAUCCAUGAAGAGAGUGGCUGAGUUGGUGGGCGUCCAGGAGGGUUUCCUGGCUCGCUCGGUCGGGGGGAAACUUGUCGCCAAGACGGAGAAGCAGCGCAGACAAAUGGCAAUUCAUAAAAGGUUCUUCGCCACUCUCGUACUGCAGGAUCUGGUGAAAGAGGUUCCCUUGGGGGCAGUGGCGUCCAAAUACAAAUGCAACCGGGGGCAGUUGCAGUCUCUCCAGCAGUCCGCGGCCACGUACGCAGGCAUGGUGACGGUGUUCUGCGGGCGUCUGGGCUGGGGCAACAUGGAGCUGCUGCUGUCGCAGUACCAGACCCGGCUGAGCUUCGGCGUCCAACGUGAGCUCGUGGACCUGGUCAGGGUUUCCAUUCUGACUGCGACGAGGGCCCGGGCUCUCUAUGCGCAAGGCCUGCGCACUGUCGCUGAACUGGCCAGGGCUACAGUGGCCGAUGUGGAGAAAGCUCUGAGGAACGCCGUCCCAUUUAAGAGCUGUAAGCGUGCGGUGGAUGAGAGCGAAGGGGAAGCUGCGGAGCGACGGAAGCUCCGCUGCGUGUGGGUGAGCGGCGGGCGGGCGCUGACCGAGCAGGAAGCCGCCGUUGCCGUCGUAACGGAGGCCAAGCUCCUUCUUCGGGGAGAUUUGGCACGGCUGGGCAUUCGGUGGGACCCGGCGGCGCUUCCCUCUGGUGCUCGCGCUGUCCGUAUGAACGGUGGCGAUAAAGGCCAGCGAGAGGGAAAUACCGUUCAGAAAAACAAGGCGGAUGAUGACACAAUUUCACAGAAGGACAAAGGAGAACCUGGAGGAGAUAAUGGGAAAUGCAAACCCAAGAUGAUCGAUAGCGAGACAAAAUUGAAGGAGUUGAGCAAGAAAGACUUGAGUACAAGUGAAAAGGCAGGCCGUGAAGUUACUCGCCACGGCCUGAAAGAAGGGAAGAAUAAACAGAGAAAGGAGUCCAAAGCUGGUGAAAGACAAAGUGAAGAUAAGCUGGUAAAGAGAGAGCCCAGAAGCCAGGAGGUGAACAUUUUAGUGCAGGAAGGAGUCACAAGUCAGGUUUCAGGCAGACAGCCUAAUGGUCCCCUAAGAAGUGUGACACAAGAAUUGGCUGAGAUUGUGACCAGCCCGAUGCUUCAAGUCCAACAACCUCCGGAACCAGAUCUCCCCUUAAUGUCUCUUCCUCGGUUGAGACCGCCAAGUUCCAGGUUAGAAGAACUCCCGAGUGUUUGCGCCGAGACAUCAGACAUCGAUGAUGCUUCAAGGCUUGGCGUAUCGCCCGGACAGCCAGGGAAACUCAAGCAUUCGAGGAUCCUAAACAAAGUCCUUCAGUCCAUACAAAGUGACAAACGGCCACAAGACUCGACCGGGCUGACUUCACACGGCGCCGAGGUCGCUCCCGGCCUUGCUCGAGAAACUCUAACCGCGCCUACACCGCAUAAACAAGUCGACACGUGCGACUGCGCGCUAUUCUCGCCUGAGACCGAGCGAAGAAGGGUGGAGGCUCCAGAGGUGGACGGGUUUUCAUCUCCAGAGCUCUACACGGGAGAGGAUCGAAAGGAAGAAGCGCAGCCGGAGGCCAAACGCGGAGAGGAGACGUUUGGUGACAGUUUUGAAUUGGACACGCAGACCGAACGGAUAAUUGUCCAGCCAGGAUUCGACCCCAGCGACGGACUUGAUAGACGUCAGCGAGAUUUCAAUGAUGGAGGAUGUAUACAAGAUGAAGCAAUCGUAGAAGCUACUGCGGGGCAGGGUGACCAAGACGGACGACGUGGCGGACAUGACGUUCCGAACAACAAAUGCCCCGUGUUCAAUAUUUCUCUGACAGACAGCCAGAUGGAGCUCAUCUUUGACAGCAGUCAUCAGAAUUCCGCGGUCGAUGCCGACCGUCACGUGGAUGACGGCGACCGUAAAGCGGCCGCCGCUGCUGCUGUUGCGGACGAUCCGAACGGAAGCGGCAGCUUCUUGUUCGACAGCCUGUACGAGAACUCAGUGAGCCCGCACGGAACGGACUCGGACGGGUCGGCCUACGAGGAGCGAGAGGCAAGAGGCGGCCGCCCCCUCCCGUCGCCCCGGGAGAAACGGCGCAGCGAGCUCCUCGUCAACCAGGAGGCGGAGAAGCACGAAGCCGUCGAGUGGGGCGAGUCUUCGUUCAACCUGUCAGAGUGGGGCGACUCUUUGCUGGUGGGCGAGCAUUUUCUGGAGAGGCGGGAGGCCGGUCACCUGCGAGGCCUCGUUCUUCCCGAGGAGCCGCUAACCUCGCCACGAUCUCCGCUUCCCGGAGAGAGCCCACGAAGGCUGAGUGAGGGACGGAACGAGAAGGAACGGGAAGGUGAACUCCUCUACGUACCAUCACACGACGUCAUUGCAAAACAACGGCACGCCGAUGCUGCGCCUCAGAGCGGCUUUUAUUGCAGCCCUGGUCUGCAGGAAAUCUUCGAUUGCUGGCCUAGCAUGUCUGAUCAGCCUGUGCAAAACGGUACAUUGGGCCACGUGGACAAUAAUGAGCAAAUUCCGCCUUCAAACCAUCGACAGGCUCCAAAAAAGUCUCCUCCAUCCAUGCAGGGGAGGAGAAAGCCUGUCAAUACUGACUCCGAGUCAGAUUCUGUUCAGCCACAACCACCGAGAGAGGCAAGCGAGCGCGGAACACAGAGGCCGGGCUCUGCCGCAGACUCGGUACCCCCCACUCAGGAGGCCGCACCUGUAACGCACAGAAACAAACUUACCACUACGUCCGUCCGCUCGCCGCUCAGUCAGUCCACGCCCUCGGGCGUCCUGCCCGGGAAACCUGCAAAAUGCCCCACGACUAAGCUGCCAGGCGCUUUUUGUAACUCUAAAAAGGUGACGCACGAAUCAAAGCAGCACGCCGAUGUAACGUCCGCUUGCCCACGCCAGCCUCACGGAGACCAGAAGCGAAGCGUUUCUCCCGACCGCACCCCGCUGCACUCCGCUCCCCACCGCAGCGUGUCGCCGGACUCGUACGAGGGCUUCUCUCUUCAGCUCUCCCAGGAUGCAUCGCUCUCCUCCAGCAACUCGAGCGCGUUCUCCAUCAUCGACGUUUCGAGCGACAAGCGCCUCUUCCGGACGUUCGUCAAGGAGUGGAAAACGAGAGAGCGCUACUCUCUGGCUUUGGCCUGUGAAACGCUCGAACACCAGCACGAGCCAGGAGGGCAACUAGGAGGGGAACAGAAGCCGGCACACCAGAAGCUCCGCCGGGCCGAUGGUUUUCCCGUAAGAGGCGGCGACGGACUGCUGCUGAUCGGGCUGGCUGUCUGCUGGGGAGCGAGAGAUGCUUUCUACAUUUCCUUUCAGCAAAAGCAGAACAAAGGUUUGAGUUUAAGUCUCGCCCCACCGGACCUGGACGAGGGUUUGCCGGUGGGCGAGAGGCUGGAGCACGUGAAGGCCUGUCUCAGCGGGCCGUCAGCUGGCACGGUCGUCGCGUAUGACAUCAUCCGGGUGUACAAGAAGCUGCUAUUAAGCUGCGGCAUCAGCUUGGAGGGAAACUGCGAAGACCCCAAGGUGGCGUGCUGGCUGAUGGACCCCGGCGCCGAGGAGAGGACUCUGGCCAACAUGAUCACCGCCUACUGUCCGGAAGAUCACCCUCUGUUGGACGGCCUCGGGAACGCACACGCCCACUGUCCUCGCGUGAGGGCGGCGACCACGAGCGUGCUCGUACGCGCCGUCAUGAACCAUCUCACAACUCGACUAGACGAAGACGGCAUGCUCGAUUCCUUCAGGAGCGUGGAGAUGCCCUCGCAGGUGUGUCUGGCGCUGCUGGAACUCAACGGCGUGGGCUUCAGUCUAGACGAGUGUGAGAGACAGAAGCAUGUGAUGCGAGCCAAACUGGCGGCGCUGGAAUCUCAAGCGUACGAGCUGGCGGGGCACAGCUUCUCACUCACCUGCAUCGACGACGUAGCGCAGGUUUUGUUCUUCGAGCUCCAUCUGCCUCCAAACGGUGACGUGGGAGCAUCAAAAAGCAAGAAGACCCUCGGGUACACCCGCAGAGGCGGAGGCAGAGUUCGGCUCGGGAAGCAGUUCAGCACAACUAAGGACGUUCUGGAGAAGCUCCGACCUCUGCAUCCGCUCCCGGCUGUGAUACUGGAGUGGAGGAAGGUCACCAACGCUUUGACUAAAGUGGUGUUCCCGCUGCAGACGGAAAAGAAGUACCACGCCACAUUGGCCAUGCAUAGAAUCUAUCCUAUAGCUCAGACGCACACAGCUACAGGCCGAGUGAGCUUCACCGAGCCCAACAUUCAGAAUGUGCCCAAAGACUUUGACAUUUACAUGCCCGCGGCGGCGGGAGAGAGCCCGCCUUCACAAGACGGCCACUACGAGAGCAAACACGGAAAGAAGAGGCGCUCUUUGGCCCCGUCGGUUCCCGUGAGCAAGGCUGCCAAUCCGGGGCCGUCUUUCUGCGUCAGCAUGAGACACGCCUUCGUACCCUUCUCAGGCGGGAUGAUAUUGGCGGUCGAUUACUCCCAGCUGGAGUUGAGGGUGCUGGCUCACCUGUCCAAAGAUCAACGUUUGCUGAAGGUGCUGAACGGGGGCGCCGACGUGUUUCGCUCCAUCGCCGCCGAAUGGAAAAGCGUCGACCCGGACGCGGUCGACGACGACCUCCGACAGCAGGCCAAACAGAUUUGCUACGGCAUCAUUUACGGGAUGGGAGCCAAGUCUUUAGGGAAGCAGAUGGGCGUGGAGGAGAACGACGCGGCCUGCUAUAUUCAGACUUUCAAGGCCAGAUACAAAGGGAUCAACCGUUUCCUCCGAGAAACGGUGAAGAAGUGCAUCAAGGACGGUUACGUUCAGACGCUGAUGGGGCGUCGCAGAUACCUUCGUGGCAUCACCGACACAAAGCCGCACGUCAAAGCACACGCGGAGCGUCAGGCGGUCAACACAACCGUCCAGGGCUCUGCGGCAGACAUCGUCAAACGCGCCACCGUCAACAUCCACAGGCGACUGAGAAAAGCGUACCCGAAAGCGCCGCUCUCUCACCAGCACACACACGCAGACGGGCACCCUCGGAGAGGCGCACACUUGAGAGGAGCCUACUUUGUCCUGCAGCUCCACGAUGAACUCUUCUACGAAACUGCUGAGGAGAACCUCAUACAGGUGGCUCAGAUAGUGAAGAGGGAGAUGGAGUCAGCAGUAAAACUUUAUGUGAAGCUAAAAGCCAAAGUAAAAGCGGGACCCAGCUGGGGGAAUUUGCAGGACUUGGAUAUUUAAUGGACUGUUAUGUGUAGAUUGCCAUAUUUAACUACAAUAUUUUGAAUUGCAGCAUAAAGAAUGAAAUAGCAUUUUUAAAGGUAAAUGAACUGCAUGAACAUAUUUAUGUGUACACUGGCUACUUAAAAUUGUUUUAAACUAUUGAAUAGCGUCUUCACACCUGUAUUAAUGACACUGAGCAUUGUAAUUAACUAAUUUUGACAUUAGGUGUAUGUGCUUUCAGACAAAACAGAAUAGCAGGUUUAACAGCCUGAAAACUCACAUUUUUAUUGAACUACUGAUAAUAGUAUCAACAUUACUCAUUGUGUUUUGUUUUGAGAUUGUGGACAUUGACUGCAAAUCAUCAUGUGGAACAGACAUUUUUCAAUAAAACGUGUAAGGAAACGCA